AUGACCGAGACCGGCCUCGGCGCUGCGGCCCCCAUCACGAUCUGCGACGCGCUCGCCAAGACGGUCAAGGAGAACCGCGAGAAGCCGUGCCACCACAUCAAGAAGGACGGCGUCUGGACCAUCAAGACGUGGGGCGAAGUCCAUGCCGAAGUUGAGUCCUUUGCCAAGAGUUUGAUCCACAUUGGCCUCGAACCGUUCGAGUGCGUCAGCAUCAUUGGCUUCAACGCGUCCGAGUGGGUCGUCGCCAACCUCGGCGCGAUCAUGGCCGGUGGUCUCUCGGCUGGUGUGUACACGACGAGCAACCCCGAGGCGUGCCACUACAUUGCCGAGCACUCGGAGUCGCGCGUCGUUGUCUGCGACGGUGUCACGCAGCUCGAGAAGUUUGUCUCGGUCGCAGACAAGCUGCCCAACUUGAAGGCGUUGAUUAUCUACAACGACGUCGUGCCCGCGGACCUCAAGUGCCCCGUGCCGAUCGGCGCGGACGUUGCCGCCGAGAAGCUCCAGGAGCGCAUUGCCAACCAGCGCCCGGGCCACUGCGCGACGCUCAUCUACACGUCGGGCACGACCGGCCACCCGAAGGCCGUCAUGUUGUCGCACGACAACAUCACGUGGACGGUGUUUGCGACCGUGGUGACGUACGGCCGCACGGGUGUCACGUUCUCGAACAGCGAGGCGCUCGUGUCGUUCUUGCCGCUCUCGCACAUUGCCGCGCAGCUCUUUGACAUUUACCUCCCGAUCAUGAACGGUGUCCGCAUCUGGUUUGCGCAGCCCGAUGCCCUCAAGGGCUCGCUCGGCGCGACGCUCAAGGAAGCUCGCCCGACCUUCCUCUUUGCCGUCCCGCGUGUCUGGGAAAAGAUGAUGGAGAAGAUGAUCUCGGUCGGCGCGUCGACGACCGGCAUCAAGAAGUCGCUCGUCACGUGGUGCAAGGACGUUGGUUUCCGCAAGAACCAGCUCGCCCAGUACGGCCAGUCGGGCGGUCUUCCGUGCGGCUACACGAUCGCGCAAAAGCUCGUCUUUGGCAAGGUCCGUGAAGCGCUCGGCCUCGACCAGUGCCGCGUCUUUGCCUCGGGUGCGGCGCCGAUCAGCAACGAAACGAUCAACUUCUUCAUGGGCCUCGACAUGCCCAUCUACGAGUUCUUUGGCCAAAGCGAAAGCACGGGCCCGACGUCCUUGUGCUUGGCCGAGCAGUGGAAGGUCGGCACGGUCGGUCGCGAGCUCGAGGGCACGCGCAUGAAGGUGCUCGACGACACGCAGGAGCUCGUCGCCCAGGGUCGCAACACGAUGAUGGGCUACCUCAAGCAGGAAGACGUGACGAAGGACACGAUUGAUACCGAGGGCUGGCUCCACUCGGGCGAUUGCGCCAAGAUUGACGACGAUGGCUUUGGCUCCAUUACGGGUCGCAUCAAGGAACUCAUCAUCACGGCCGGUGGUGAAAACAUCCCGCCGGUCCUCCUCGAGGACGCUGUGAAGGAAGAACUUGCCGUGCUCUCGAACGUCAUGGCUAUUGGUGACCGCCGCAAGUUCUUGACAGCGCUCUUCACGCUCAAGGUUCUCGUUGACGGUGAGGGCAACCCCACGGACAAGCUCGAGUCGACGGUGGCGACGACGCUCCAGUCGAUUGGCUCGUCGGCGACGACGGUCUCGGAAGCGCGCGAGUGCCCCAAGUUCAACGCGCACCUCAUGGCCGGCUUGAAGAAGGCCAACGCGCGCGCCGCGUCGCGUGCCCAGCACAUCCAGAAGUUCCACAUUCUCGACCACGACUUCAGCGUCAACGGCAACGAACUCACGGCCACACUUAAGCUCAAGCGCCGUGUCGUCGUCGACAGCGGAGGAUGCUAG
Saprolegnia parasitica CBS 223.65 is the source of this 1839-nucleotide messenger RNA. RefSeq lists its product as hypothetical. Lineage: Eukaryota; Oomycota; Saprolegniomycetes; Saprolegniales; Saprolegniaceae. Gene Ontology annotation, molecular function: long-chain fatty acid-CoA ligase activity. The record is from RefSeq and is a predicted model, not a curated record. The transcript is spliced from 3 exons. Gene Ontology annotation, cellular component: endoplasmic reticulum; membrane. The coding region runs from base 1 to 1839 and encodes 612 amino acids.